Messenger RNA from Eurytemora carolleeae, 2779 nucleotides. RefSeq lists its product as uncharacterized. Lineage: Eukaryota; Metazoa; Arthropoda; Copepoda; Calanoida; Temoridae. The coding region runs from base 118 to 942 and encodes 274 amino acids. The transcript is spliced from 7 exons. The record is from RefSeq and is a predicted model, not a curated record.
GCUAGAACUGUUCUAUCUAAACUCCUGAGAUAUCAGCAAGCUGGGAAUAAUCCUGUGUACGGGCAUCCAGAAACUAAACCACCUUGGUGGCCGGACGAUUGCAUCAGAUGGAUAGAUAUGGUCGACCUGCGAGGGAAACCACCCUACCUUCCUAAAAACAUGUCCUAUACAGAUGUUCUCAAAUACGCAAUUGAAAAGGGUUUAGAAUAUUUCGGCUACGACUCUGAAACCUGGGUAGACGCCAGCACCUUUAAUAGAGAGCAGAAUGUUUCCUUAAUCUCCAAACUAAACAAAACAAAUUCACAAAAUGUUAGUUUUGACGAGAUACCUAAACUACCUAUUCCAAUUAACAAGAUGAAUUGUAGUAUAGCCAGAACUUCUUUAGCGAGAUUACUCAGAUAUCACUGUGGUGCGAACCCUAAGUACGGAUGUCCCAGUUCUAUGCCGGUCUGGUGGCCCAACGAAUCCUUCGAGUGGGCCGCAUUGAAGAACCUGUCCCACCGAUUCGAAGGGUUUAUGGGAGACAGUUACAGUAACUGUUUGAGAUUAGCUCUAGCACAUGGUUACGAAUAUUAUAACGUGGAUCCUCUCACAUACGUCGAGGAGAUGGCUGAAAGUUUACCAAAUGUUGCAAGUAAACGAAUCACCCACUUUGUUGUCAAUCCUCAAGUGAACGAGCUGAUUCAGAAGUUCGACGGAGCCAUCGAUUCAAACCUCAACCUCGCCAGUCGACUCACUGAGGAGUCAGAGUCAAGCUUUCUCGACUCUGACGAGCAGAACAGUAGUGACAAUGUCGAGAUUAAACUAAAGCGACCUCCUCCGCCACUAAUACCCCUAUCUGCGGUUCUAAAUUACUCUCAGAACGGAAUAUGUCCGAUCAAUAGUCGAGAUUUACUCGUCACGACUGACUCGAAACGUUUAAAAGUGUCGAAUGAUUCGUGAUAUUAAGCAUUUAGGAUAUGAAUUCAAUCUUCAAACUGUAAUAAUGUAAAUUAAUGAACUUUUUUGGCACAAUCAGUUUCCCCAAUGACAAAAGUAACAAAGAAGAGGGACAACCGUUGUUUGUUUAUUUUCUAUAGAUGCAAUUAAUGAAAGUCAUGAAUGGUUUUUUACUUUACAGAAAAAUUAAGCCUCUAACAGAUUUCAAAUUCAUGAAGAAGUUAUGAAUAAUAUUUAAUUUAAAUCCAGUUUUGCAGCAUUUUUGUCUUGACUUAAAUUUUCGGAAAUAAUACCAUUAGCACAUUUAUGUAUUUAUAUAUGCCAAGUCAUUUAAAGUAUGUAUUUAAGUACAGUCGACUGUAUAAGAUAAUUUGCAUUUUUCACAAAACUUAGGGAUUUCGAGGUUGUACAUUUGUGUUUAUUGUUUAAAAAAACCCUUAACGUUUUGUUUUGUAACUCGAGUUUAACGAGGCAUUUAGAAAUUUGAAACAUUUCGUUUAAAAUUUUGAACAGAAGGUUUAAAAUGUCAAACGAAAGGUUAAAAAUUUAUAACAAAAUGUUUAAAUUUCGAACUAAAGGUUCAAAAUUUCGAACUAAAUGUUCAUAUUUUAAAACAAAAAUAUCCUAAUUUUCAAAUUUUCAAAUGCUGUCUAAAGUUCGAUGUUACAAACAAAGUUUUAUGGUUUCUUCGAUUAUUUAAGAAAGUGUAUUGGCUCAAAAACUGGAAUUGUACUGCUCUGGUUUAUGCAUACAGAUGAUGUAUACAGUAGUAACCAGAGAACUGUGGAAUAGGAAGACGACUGUUAAAUUCAAUUUAUGACUUUAAAUAAUCCAAAGAACAUGAGACAUCGCAAUUGUGCAGUUUAAACAGACCCAUUUCACUGGAGAAGUGAUUUAAAUGUUACAAGUAAAACUGUUUGCUUUGCAUCAACAUCAACAACACUUAAUUAUUGCAUUACUAUCGUCUUCCUAUUCUACAGUUUUCUGGUUCUUCCGGGAUGCACAUUGUACAAAGAAUCUAGGAAAUUACUUCUAUAGUUUUUUAUGGAAGGAGAUGUAAACAUAGAAUGAUAUGAAAAAUAUUAUUGUUAACAUCUCCUUUCUUUGCAUUUAUGCAGUACAUUAAACGACGGUCGGUUCCAUUUAGUUCUUUGGUAACAUACAAUUUCAGCAGCAUUGCAAUGUAGAAUAUUUUAAGUAAUAUUUUAUUUUUAUUUACUUUACUGUCUGUAUUCACAUUCCAUUAUCAUGUAACAAACUGUUAUGUACACAUUACACAAUGCAUUUUUACUGUUUAUUCUGAACUUGUUCACAGAUGAUCAUAAUUAAAUUCCUUUUUUACAUUUUUUGUAAAUUAAAAUUUUCCCUCAAAUCUGAAAAUCUUCGCAAAAUAGUUCCUUGAGUUUCUUCCAGUUGUUUUUUAUGCACCAAGGGCAAUUUUUGUUGCGAUUUUUACCUAAUGCGCCAUUCUCCUCAUGUCAAAUAACAGAUACAUAAUGUUGUUAUUUUGCAAUGCUCUUCUGGAAUAACAUUAUUAAUGUUUAAUAGAAAAAAUAGCUUGCGUACCUUCUUUUUCUCUCUGAUCCAGUCUAAUUCUAAUUUGGUUGUACACAAGUUACAAAACAUAUCAAAUUUGAAAAAGCGAGUUUUUUUGUUGCAAAAUUUUCACUCCUAUCUCAAAAAAGGAACCAUCUUCUGUAGUAAAUCUACACUGUGUACAAAAAAAAUCUUUUACAACUCCGUCUCAGUUGAGAGUAUCCAGUUUAUAAUCAACAAUUGAAGAACGAUUAUGAUUACUACUAGUUGCAUAAAGUUUAAUUUUAUAUAUUUGUGUUUCAGA